This is a messenger RNA of Panicum hallii, 6769 nucleotides long. RefSeq names its product chromatin modification-related protein EAF1 B-like. Gene Ontology annotation, cellular component: NuA4 histone acetyltransferase complex. The record is from RefSeq and is a predicted model, not a curated record. The transcript has 23 exons. Bases 594 to 6374 code for a protein of 1926 amino acids. Lineage: Eukaryota; Viridiplantae; Streptophyta; Magnoliopsida; Poales; Poaceae.
ACCCCUCCCCUCCGCCCUCCCCUUCUUCCCCAGGGAAACACCUCGCCUGCAUACGUACGACGCACCACCCCUCCCUGCCCCCGCGACCCGGCACCGCCGCGCCCCGAUCUCCGGCGUCGACACCGCCGCCUCCGGCGACCCCCCUCCCGCGCUCCUGGGGCCUCCCCCGGAGCCCCUCAGGCCGCCGCGCCGCGCCUCGUGGGCUCCCCCGGGCUCCCCGGCCCCAAACCCUAACCCUAGCUCCCGGCGCGGGGCAGUGCAGGUGCGUCCUCUGCUCCAUCGGGCGCUCCGUCCGGCCUCCCUCUGCCCCCCACGGCCCCUUAGGGUCGCAAUUGAGGUACGUAGAGUGCCGCGCGGUGGUGUGGGUGGGAGGUCUGAGUGGCCACUGCGGGGAGACUGCGCCGGCGGCUGCUGAAUUGUGCUGCAUUUGGUCUGGGCGGGCGUGUGGUGGUACGUGCGCGGGUCCGCUCCACGCAGCUGUCGCUGCGCCAGGGUUAACUGGAAGCAGAGUGUCUGUUUUCUGGACUUGAGAAUUUGAGAGGUUGUGCGGUCUAAUGGCACACGCUGCUGAGUAGAUGUGCAUACAAUGAUGCAUGGGCAAAGCCUGUUUCUGUGGUCCAGUGGCUAUUGAGCUGUGCUCUAUGGGAGGAAUUGCUGAAUGUGGUGUGAGCGUUGACACUAAAGCUUCACCACGUCGUGCGGCCAUAGAGAAAGCUCAGGAGGAGCUGAGGCAGGAAUACGAUGUCCGUGAAGAGCGAAGGAGGGAGCUUGAAUUUCUGGAGAAGGGAGGCAAUCCCUUGGAUUUCAAACUCGGCCAUGUAGCAUCACUCAGUGUACAGUCCACUUCUGUAACAGACCAGAUAGCUGAGCAAAAUGUGAUAAGCGAGGCUAAAGGUAGUUUUGCAUUUGCCGCAUCACCUCAUGGGGAUUCUGUUGAAAGCAGUGGCAAGCCAGGAAAUUCAUUGUGCCGUGAAGGCAAUACAGCCGAUAAUCUUAUGCUCUUGGAUGGAGAUACCAGCAACAUAGGUGGGGAGAAACUUCCAAAACGUGGAACUAAAAGAGCUAAUGCAGCUCAAGCUGAGCAGUUCACGGACUGUGAUGGUCAGAAUAAUGCAAAAGAAGAAGAUUCCGGUUUAUUCCGACUUGGGCCAAAGAGCCAAGCAUACGCUCGACGUAGAUCAAAGUCAGCCAGAGACAAUUCAAAUAGUGCACUUGUUAGGCAUCCACCCGUUCCUCCAGUAAGUUCUCAGAAAAAAGAUGACACAGGGUUAAUCCCAGAAGCCAAGACCGAAGAUAAUGGCGUUUCAUCCGUCGGUGAUUCGAAGCCAAAUAGUCCUAACUGUCAAAAUAUGCUGAAGAAUGCACCAUUAAAUGAUAAUGUGGAAAUGGAUACGGGCGGUGUCCAAGCAAUUUAUGAAGGCGAUCAAACAUCCAAGAAUGAGUUAUCAAACAGCAACAAUGGCAAUCAAGCUAUGGAAAUUUCACCAAACAGUGUGACUGAUAAUUCACAUCUUACUGUAGGUGAUCAGAUGGCUACUGCAACUGCUUCUGCAGUAUCCCCUGAUGCUAUUUCAAAAGAAGCUGCUUCAAAUAUAGUUUCUUCUCUCCCAUCUAUAUCCAAUGAAAUCUUGAAAGAAGCACAAACUCCUGAGAAGGCAGGUAAUAGCCCAUCUACUGUAAGUGCGGUUGACAUUCAUGCAGAUAGUAUGGAUAACAAGGGUCCUACUACUGAUUCUGCUGUCAAAAGUGCUUGUUUAAAUGAAAAUGAAGUGGAUCCAACGCAUGCAUAUGCCACCAACGCUGCUAAUGAACAUCCAGGCCAAAAUGAGGAUCUUGCACCAGUUAAGGCUGGUGAAAUGGUUGAUGAAGGCUUGAAUAAAAUUCUACCUGAGGACAAGGAUGACAAGAAAGAUAGUCAACUGGAAGUUAGUAGCCAGCCUGUCGCUUUGGAUGACAGUUCUAGACAACCAGAACUUAGUUGCUCCGUUGGUGUGAAAGAUGAGAGAGAACUUUGUAACAAUGCAGUAGAUGCACAAAAGGAUACAAAACAGCUUGCUACUUCUAAUGAGGAUAAAGGGAACAAGGAGGAAUGUUCAGAUUCCCAUAGAAACAACACCAGUGAAUCAAGUGGUGCUCAAAAGCUGGCUUGUGUUACUGUGCCCCCUGCCUCAAUCACAGGCGAUGCGAUUAACCCUGUAGAAAAUGAUGUUGAGAAAUCUACCUUAGAUCAGGAGAAGAUAGCAAAGAAGGAAUGCGAAGAUUCUAUUGUUGCAAAGAAGGAUCACGAAGAUGCUAUCCUCAGAAGGGCGCGGUAUAUAGAGGCAAACAUUAAGAGGGCUGGUGAGCGGUCUCUCUGCAAUGUUUCUUUGGAGAAGAAGCGAAAGAGUCACUGGGAUUUUGUUCUGGAGGAGAUGGCCUGGAUGGCAAAUGACUUCAUGCAGGAGCGCUUGUGGAAAAGUGCAGCCGCAGCACAGAUGUCGCACUGGAUUUCUUCUAGUGGUCGAGUGUUAUUUGAAGAAGCAAGCACUCAGAGAAAGCAGAAAUCUGUUGCCAGAAUUCUGGCCAAUGGUGUUAUGCACUUUUGGCGUUCAAUCGAUACCUCACGAGGAAGUGGUGGUAUGUCUAAACCAAUGCAAAUAGAGCAAUCAAACGAUCUAGAAGAAAAGAAGCUGGGUGACGUCAAAGCAGGAAAACAAGAGGAUGAAGAAAAUUUGGAGCAAGAUAAGUCUAGGAAGUCUGUCAUUAGCUAUGCACUUCGAGUUCUUGAGUACAACAGGAAUGCAUCCGAAUGUCUGCCAUUAGCUGAGGCACCACCAACUCCUGACAGGCUAAAUGAUUUUGGCAUUCUGAAAGUACCAGAUCAACUUUCAGAAGCAAAUCUCUUUUACGGUGUAGCACCUGGUGCAAUGCAGGCGUACAGGGAGUCUAUGGAGCGUCUCUUUGUUUAUAACAAGAAAAUUGGUAACACUGUACUCAAGGAUGAUUAUGAGCCAUCAACAUAUGCUUCUGUUUCAGAUGUGCCUAUGGAAAAUGUAUACGGAGAAGAUGAAGCUGAGGGACGUACCUAUUUACUGCCUGGAGCUUAUGAUGGUGGUUUGGCAUCAAAAUUAAGCUACAAAAAGAAACACCCUGUGCCGCAGAGGAUGAAUGGUGCAAGGCCAUAUGAAAUUGGUUCUGACAUGCCUUAUGAACCAUUCAUGGAAAGCAAACCAGGAAACCAGCAAUUUGUACCAAAUGGCAAACGAACAACAGACUUCCUUUCUAUUCCUAUAAAACGCAUCCGCACAGCAGCUAGACAGCGGGUUGUGAGUCCAUUUCCUGCUGGUGUUUCUGGGACCCCUCAAUUCACAAGUAAAACAGAUGCUUCUAGUGGAGACACAAACUCCUGUCAAGAUGAUCAAAGUACAUUACACGGAGGAUCUUAUUCCAGGAAGAAUGCAGAUAUAGAGUCCACAGUUGAUUUUGACAGACAAUUGGUGUAUGAUGGUACCGAGGUGUCUACAAAGUCUAAAAAGAAGAAAAAGCCUAAACACCCAGGAUACAAGACUCCACAAAGUGUGGCUGAGUCGUGUUCCUUGAUGGCACCUGGAAAGGGCACAUAUGAUCCUAGACCUCAGGUCGAUUUGGUUGCUCAAUAUGAGCAGAAGGAUUAUAUGAAAAAGAGACUGGAGACUCAUCAAUUCGAUUCAAAUGGGAAUUUUGUGGUUAAUGGUCAACAUGCUGCUAAGAAGCCUAAACUGACAAAUCAAGCACCAGAUAUUGCACUGGAAGCUCUUACACCAGUUGGUCCAAUAGCUUCUCCUGCUGCGUCACAAAUGAGCAACAUGGCAAACCCUAAGGUCAUAAAGAUCAGCACUCGUGGAAGAAAAAGUAAAGGACUCAAGAUGGCAGCUGGUCAUUCUGGUCCUGGAAGUCCAUGGUCAAGUUUUGAGGACCAGGCUCUUGUUGUCCUUGUCCAUGAUAUGGGUGAAAACUGGGAAUUGGUGAGCGAUGCCCUUAAUAGCAUCAUCCAAUUGAAGUGUAUAUAUAGAAGGCCUAAAGAGUGUAAGGAACGCCAUAAACUUCUGACGGAUAAAAGUUCCGGUGAUGGAGCCGACAGUGCUGAUGACUCAGGCUCAUCUCAACACUACCCAUCUGCAUUGCCUGGCAUUCCAAAGGGUAGCGCCAGGCAGCUGUUUCAGCGCCUUCAAGGACCGUUUGAGGAAGAGACUCUCAAGACACACUUUGAGAAAAUAAUAUUCCUUGGACAAAAGUUGCAUCAAAUUCGUAGAAAGGGUGAGAUCCAGGAGCUGAGGCAGAUAAAUCCACUUCAUACGUCUCAUGUUUUUGCACUUUCUCAAGCAUGCCCAGGGAACUUAUCUGGUGUACUUUUAACGCCACUUGAUCUUUGUGAUGGACCUUCGAACUCGGAUACACUUUCUAUUGGUUACCAAGGAUCUCACACAAGUGGUUUAGCUCUUCCAAACAAUCAUGGUUCUAUUGGUCCUACUCUUCCUACUUCAAAUGUGAAUUCCAGAUUACCAGGUUCUCCUGGUAUGGUUCUAGGAAGCAAUUCGUCAUUGCCUAUGAAUGCUCCCUCCAGGGAUGCUCCGAGGUAUGGUGUGCCUAGACCUACCUCGUUACAGGGUGAUGAGCAAUCAAGAAUUCACUAUAGCCAGAUGGUUAAUGGCAGAAGCCUUCAGCAACCUGGAGUUCCUGUUCCUGGUGUGUUGCCAUCUGGAGUUGAUCGUGGUGUCCGAAUGAUGCCACCAGCUCAUGGUGUUGGAAUUAUGACCGGACUAAAUCGAGGUUCACCUGUUACUAGGCCGGGUUUUCCAAGGGUUGGUUCCCCUGGCAUGGCAAAUGUACUUCCACAUGGAAACAUGUCACCCAACAAUGGGCAAGGCUUACAAAAUACAGUAAAUGUUCAUCCUGGUGCCAUACCUGGUCCUGGAAAUACGAUGUUGAGGCCUCGUGACCCAAUGCAGAUGCUUCGGGCUGUCCAGAAUUCGGAAGAGCAUAGACAGAUGAUGUUGCCGGAGUUUCAGAUACAAGUCUCACAGGGAAAUAACCAGGUUGUCCAUUUCAGCGGCCCACCAUUUUCCAAUGCUGGAGGAUCUUCACCAGUUCAAUCUUUCCCUGUCCAGCAAUCCCAACCACAUCAGUUGCCGCAACAGCCGCACAUGUAUGGAAACACACACCUUGCUCAUACCCAAGGAACAAACCAGUCGAACCCACAGCAGCAGCAGGCUUAUGCUAUGCGCUUGGCUAAGGAGAGACAUAUUCAGCAAAUGGUGCCCCAGCAACAGCGCCCACUGCCUGGAAGCAAUGCAGUUCCAACUGUGCAGAAUGGUGCACAAAUGCAGCAGCAGAGCCAAGGAUCUGCGGCUGGUGUAAUCCCAGCUUCACAGCCACAGCGUAAGCAGCAACAUCCUGCACAAAAUCCAUUGGCUAACCCAAUGCUUCCCCAUCAGCCUUCUGCCAAUACAUCACAUAAACAGAAGAAACAACAGGGCCAGCAGCAGCCUAGACAAAAUCAACAGCAACGAAAUCAAGGUAGUCAGCAAGCUAAGCUUAUGAAGAGCUUAGGCCGAGGGAACAUGAUGCACCAGCCUCCUGUGGAUGCUAGUCAAGCCAGUGGCAUUUCUGCAAACUGUAAAAACCAAGUUCCUGAUAAGAAUGUGAUGCAACAAGGUCCAGGGCAUCUUGUUGGUAGUAAAGGAUCAAUUCCAUCAAUACCUCAACCUGGGAGUCAACCAAAGGUAUACACUACUCAGAUGCCUCUGUCACCGAUGCAGACUCCAGAUGUUAGUAAUCAGGGUGCAGUUAAGGGUUCUUCCAACCAUGCCUUGCUAACUUCCCAACAAGGUCAACUUCAUUCACCAUCACAGCUGGCUACACAGCAGCAGCAGCUACGGUACAUGAAUCCGUCACAGAAUAAUAUUCAAAGAUUAAUGAUGCAGCAAAAUCGCCAUAUGAAUACAGAUGGCAGGACUGAAUUACCUGUUGACCAAGUACAACACAACCAGGUCAUGUCAUCUGCAUCACUUGCAAGAAGUACGGAUUCAGGCAGCCCAGGCAUCUCAUCAAUGAGCCAGCGGAAACAAGAGUCAUCCCUCGAUCCAAGUGCAGUUACCUCAACCCCACACCUAGCUAGCUCACCUCAAGACACCUUUGUUGGAAGUGAUAAGCUGUUGCCAUCAUCUAGCCAAAGCAUGCUGCAAAGGCAAAUGUCCGGUGGUAUGCCUAUUCAUGGGCAUGACAUUGGUGGCCAGCUGCAGCAACAACAGUCUCGGCAGCACCUGCAGUCUCAGCAGCAGCAGCAGCAGCAGCAGCAGCGGCCUGUUGUUCAAGGCAGCAUAUAUGCUCAUCCUUCGAAUUCCGGGCCAGGAUGAUGAUGAUGAGCUAUGCUGGGCUGAUAUUUCUGCAGAGCAUCCCUUCCCUUUGUAAAGUUACUGUACAGGCGUCCGUGCUGUGGAAGAUGUGCGGAUGAUAGGGCUCUUUAUUCCCCGACUUUGAGCUAAUUGUAGCCACCUCAGUGUCAGGUAGAUAAUUAUUUUCCGUACCAUUUUGGUGCCACACUGCUACCUUCCAAGUAGUUUGACCCUAGAUUGCUGGAGGUGGUUCUUGUGAGGGCAAAUUCCUUUUGUUGUCGAAUUGUAACCCGACACUGGGCCCAGUUGUAUAUUUUUGCCUUUGAGGUCCAUGUUGUUAGAGACAUUCUCUUUUGUAUAAGCCUGUAUAUUCAGCUCACAAGUCAAUGAAUGCAAAAGCCUUUCUUUGCGUCAAA